AUGGUAUCAACUCUUAAGAGAUUUUUCCAUCGUUUCAAUGACAUUGAUUCUGAGGAUCCCAAGAGGCCUUACAAGUGUCAUAUGUGCCCAUAUGCAGCCCACACAAGAAGCAAUCUCAAGAAUCACAUAAAUGCCCACACUGGUGAACGGCCAUACAAAUGUUCAGUUUGUGGUAAAGGUUUUACUCAGAAAGGGAACAUGAAGAAGCAUGAACAGCAGCAUGAUGAACGGUAUCCUUUAGAUUGUAAUAUUUGUGGAAAAUCCUGUGACAACAAAGUGUCUAUGCAGCAACACAUGGCUCUCCAUUUCCACAUUCAGUAA
Messenger RNA from Argiope bruennichi, 321 nucleotides. Its product is annotated as zinc finger protein GFI1 homolog pag-3-like. The transcript is spliced from 2 exons. Gene Ontology annotation, molecular function: DNA-binding transcription factor activity; RNA polymerase II cis-regulatory region sequence-specific DNA binding. Gene Ontology annotation, biological process: regulation of transcription by RNA polymerase II. Lineage: Eukaryota; Metazoa; Arthropoda; Arachnida; Araneae; Araneidae. The record is from RefSeq and is a predicted model, not a curated record. The coding region runs from base 1 to 321 and encodes 106 amino acids.